GAGAGAGCUGCACCGAGGCGCAGAAAGAGAGAGAGAGGGAGGGAGAGACGGGCAGAGGAGAGCUGGUCUGCGGGCUGUUUCCACCCACAACUGCCUUCCUCACGCUGGGUUUUGGGCUGGUUUGGGAACUGUCCCCCCCCCGGGCUGAGCCGCCGCUGCUGUCUGUCCUGCAUGGCUCCGGAGCCGAGGGGAAGUUCUCCGUAGAGCCGCGAGGGUCUGGUGCGUUUUGGAGCAGCAGAAAGGGGAGGAGGAAGAGGCUGCUUGCUGGAUUAUUACUUACACACACACACACACACACACACACACACUGCACGGCGCUCCACACAGGAAAGCCCAGCGGACAAACCGCUCCCGGAGCCCGGGCCUGGCUGCGGGUCGCGGUUUUACGCAGCGUCCCCCUGCGCUUCGGUGUUUUGUCUUUUAAAUGUUGGAGGAGGAUCCGGAGGACCGCGGGAGCAAAGCUGGCGGCGCAGCGGCGACCGCCACCAACUAGAAGGAAUAUGUGGCUGUCCUGGCUGACAUGUGCACUCGUGCUGGGAACUUUGUGUGCAGCUCCCCUCCACCCUCCUGCUGCGUCUCUGCUUUAUCAGAGUCUCUGACUCAGUGCUCCGCAUGAUCUGGGCUGAGCCAUGGGAAGGCCAACAUGAGGGAGUGUGUGUACUACAACGUCAACUACGAGAUCGAGAAGACCAACCAGAGCGGAGUGGAGCUCUGCGAGGACGAGAAGGACAAGCGCUCGCACUGCUACGCCUCCUGGAGGAACAACUCCGGCUCCAUCGAGCUGGUGAAAAAAGGAUGCUGGCUGGACGACUUCAACUGCUAUGACCGGCAGGAGUGCGUGGCCACCGAGGAGAGCCCGCAGGUCUUCUUCUGCUGCUGUGAAGGAAACUUCUGCAACCAGCAGUUCACCCACCUGCCGGAUGUCACCGUGCCACUGAUCAAGGCCCCGCCCUCCAGUGUGGGCGUGUUAAAUGUGAUGAUUUACUGCCUGCUGCCCGUCACCAUGCUGUCGGUCACCCUGCUCACCGCCAUCUGGAUGUAUCGACACCGCAAACCUCCGUACGGACACGUGGACAUCGCCGAGGACCCCGGUCCACCUCCUGCCUCCCCCCUGCUGGGUCUCAAGCCGCUGCAGCUGCUCGAGGUGAAAGCCAGCGGGCGCUUCGGCUGCGUCUGGAAGGCCCAGAUGAUGAACGAAUACGUGGCUGUGAAGAUCUUUCCCAUCCAGGUACGUUUCCUCAUUGGCUGUUCCUCCGAGUGUCGGUGCUGUUGUUGUGUCUCCAACCCCUUCAUCACCUCCUCUGCUUCCCGACAGAAUAAAGAUUCAUGGGAGAAUGAGAGGGACGUGUUCAUGACGCCGGGAAUGAGACACGAAAACAUCCUGAGGUUCAUCGCCGCAGAGAAACGAGGGAGUCACCUGGAGGCCGAGCUGUGGCUCAUCACAGAGUUCCACGAGAGGGGCUCCCUGUCAGACUUCCUGAAGGGAAACGUGGUCAGCUGGUCCGAGCUGUGUCACAUAGCCGAGUCGCUGGCGUGUGGCCUGGCUUACCUCCACGAAGACAUCCCCCGGCUGAAAGGAGAGGGACCCAAACCGGCCAUCGCCCACAGGGAUUUGAAGAGUAAGAACAUCAUGCUGCGCUCUGACCUCACAGCAGUGAUCGGAGACUUCGGCCUCGCCGUGCUUUUCGAGCCGGGGAAACCGCCAGGAGAGACGCAUGGACAGGUGGGCACCAGGCGGUACAUGGCUCCCGAGGUCUUAGAAGGAGCCAUCAACUUCCAGCGAGACGCCUUCCUUCGAAUCGACAUGUACGCCAUGGGCCUGGUGCUGUGGGAGCUGGUGUCCCGCUGCAAGGCUGCAGACGGGCCAGUGGAUGAGUACAUGCUGCCUUUCGAGGAGGAGGUUGGUCAGCAUCCAUCACUGGAGGACCUGCAGGAAGUCGUGGUCCACAAGAAGAUGAGACCGGCCAUCAAAGAGCUCUGGCUUAAACACAACGGUCUGGCUCAGAUCUGUGAGUCGGUGGAGGAGUGCUGGGAUCACGACGCCGAGGCUCGACUAUCGGCCGGCUGCGUGGAGGAGAGGAUCGCCCAGAUCCGCCGCCUCACCGCCACCAUCACCCCACCUACCUCCGAAAACAACACCCUGCUGGUGUCCUCCGUCGCACCCGUUCCCAUGGUAACUAAUGUGGAUCUGCCGCCCAAAGAGUCCAGUAUAUGAGGAGGAAGAAACGACGCGCACACACCACGCUGUCUUUCCUCAGUGGAAGUUCGGGCGUUAGAGCAGCUGCUAUUUUACUCUCUGGACUUUUUUUUGAACUCUUUAUGUGAUUCCCUCUCAGUCCUUCUGGACGAAGAGUACCAGCACACCUUGUUUUUCUUAAGUUUUUCUCUCAGUAUGACUCAUUCGUGUCUUUUUUAACCAGGUGUGUGUUUUAUGAGAAAACGCAUUCAGGUCCCGACUCAGUGAAUGCUCUUCUAUCUCCAGGUACCUCAGCGACCAUUUUUCUUCGCUCAUUUUUUUACUGUUUUCCUCGCUCAUUCUUUCCUCUGCUGUCGUCCGCUCACAUCUGGAUCUACCUACCUGACAACAGCGUCCCCUAGCAACCACCUUCCACCAGGCGACCGUUGGGACAUUUUAUUACGAUGCUGCAAAACCCUUGUAGGAACCCCAAGACUGUUACACAGGAAACACCUACUGACAGCAGACCAUUUUCUACCUUUUCCUGGACUCUUUCUUUUUUUUUAUCGUUCUCCUGCGACAACACGUUGCUAUUCACACCUUCGGAUCCAACGGGUUGCAUCCAAAAAAGACGGAAACAGGAAGUGAGGUCAGAAGGAAAAAGGCAACAUUGGACUGUUGGGUUUUAGCGUGGCGGUUUCCCUUCUCUCGUGUUUUGUGUUCAGCUCUUCUAGUGUGAGGGUGAAGGCUGAGAGAACUCUGAUUGGUGGAUCUGGGAGGCAGACGCCUUGUAUGCAGAGGUUUGAUUGGCUAACUGCGCUCAACCACAGCAUUUUGGUUGGUUCGGAAAUAUUUUCUCAGGUAACCAUGUCUACAGGGGUGUGUGGGUGGGGGGUGUGG
This is a messenger RNA of Archocentrus centrarchus (flier cichlid), 3076 nucleotides long. RefSeq names its product activin receptor type-2B-like. The coding region runs from base 644 to 2215 and encodes 523 amino acids. The transcript has 11 exons. Gene Ontology annotation, biological process: cellular response to growth factor stimulus; protein phosphorylation; activin receptor signaling pathway. Gene Ontology annotation, molecular function: metal ion binding; ATP binding; activin receptor activity. Gene Ontology annotation, cellular component: plasma membrane; activin receptor complex. The record is from RefSeq and is a predicted model, not a curated record. Lineage: Eukaryota; Metazoa; Chordata; Actinopteri; Cichliformes; Cichlidae.